UGCAGCUCUGCUCCUCCCGCCAUGGGACGCUCCUGGAAGGAACGGGUCUUCAUAGCCCUCUUGGGGAUUGCAGCAGCCUCUGGUCUCACCAUGCUCAUCCUCAUCCUGGUGAAGGCAACCGAUGUCUUCCUGCCUGCAGACACCAAGUUUGGGAUCGUGUUUGACGCCGGCUCCUCCCACACAUCCCUGUUUGUGUACCAGUGGCCAGCAAACAAGGAGAAGGACACAGGAGUGGUCAGCCAGGCCCUGACUUGCCAGAUAGAAGGACCUGGGAUCGCUUCCUACACCUCUGACCCGACACAGGCUGGGGAAAGCCUGAAGAGCUGCCUGGAAGAGGCACUGGCUUUGAUCCCACAGACCCAGCACCAAGAGACACCCACAUUCUUGGGGGCCACUGCAGGAAUGAGGCUGCUCAGCCGGAAGAACAGCUCUCAGGCGAGAGACAUCCUAGCUGCAGUCUCCCAGACACUGAGCAACUCUCCUGUGGAUUUUUGGGGUGCCAAGAUCCUGGCUGGGCAAGAUGAAGGUGCCUUUGGUUGGAUCACCAUCAACUAUGUCCUGGGAAUGCUUCUCAAGUAUUCCUCUGGACAGUGGAUCCUGCCUGAAGAGAGGACACUGGUUGGUGCUCUGGAUCUCGGUGGGGCCUCCACCCAGAUCAGCUUCGUGCCUCAGGGCCCCAUCCUGGACCAGAGCACCCAGGCUACCUUCCGUCUGUACGGUGCCAACUACAGUAUCUAUACACACAGCUACCUCUGCUUCGGGCGGGACCAGGUCCUGACAAGGCUCCUGGCUCAGCUGGCACAGGUUAGGCUGAACAGCUCGGUAGCCCUGGUCAGACACCCAUGCUACCAUAGCGGCUACCAGGCCACACUACCACUGGCUCCUCUGCAUGAGUCGCCCUGUGUCCACACUACAGAUUCCCUGAACCUCACCCAGAACCUCACAGUUGAAGGGAUCGGCAACCCUGGGGAAUGUGUGGCAGCCCUCCGAAGUCUCUUCAACUUCUCCAGCUGUAAGGACCAAGAAGACUGUGCUUUCAAUGGAGUGUACCAGCCUCCUGUGCAUGGCCAGUUCUAUGCAUUUUCCAACUUUUACUACACUUUCAACUUCCUGAACCUCACCUCCAGGCAGCCGCUGCACAUUGUCAAUGAUACUGUCUGGAAGUUCUGUCAGAAACCCUGGAAACUGGUGGAAGCCAGCUACCCCGGGCAGGAACGCUGGCUACGGGACUACUGUGCCUCAGGCAUGUACAUCCUUGUAUUGCUGCUGGAGGGCUACAAAUUCAGCGAGGAGACCUGGCCCAGCAUCCAGUUCCAGAAGCAGGCAGGUGGCGUGGACAUUGGCUGGACCCUGGGCUACAUGCUGAACCUUACAGGCAUGAUUCCAGCUGAGGCACUGACCCAGUGGCGGGCUCAGAGCUACAGCAUCUGGAUGGCUGGAGUAGUAUUCGCAGUGCUGACUCUCGUGGCCAUUCUAGGAGCAGCCGCUGUCCAGCUCUUCUGGACCCAGGACUAGGUAAAACCAAGCUGAAAUAGAUCACGGACCACAAGGCAUCUAAAGCAGGGACCAUGUUGGGAUUCGACAGCAGCAACAUAACUGUUUGUGUUGUCUACAUUGUGAGCUACUAUCAACUGUCCUUAGGAAAGAAAGCCGUUGGCACACGGGACCUGCUGGGCACAUCCUGGAUGUCUGCCCUCAUGAACCCCUGGCCCUUAAGGGCUCCAGUCCAUUGAGCAGACCAAUUCCUGAUAGUACGGACUCCCGUCUGCCCUCCGGGUGGCACUGGCUAUGGGGUCUGUAGUCUUCCAAGGGGUGGAAAGAGGAGGGUCUCCGGGAGGGGCAGCUGUUGAACUAGGGCUACCUCCGAAGGCUGUGACCAGCCCAGCAGAGACCCCUGCUUCCUCACUAGAAUCAGACUGGGACAGACAGUCAGAAUCCAGGUCUGGGGGCCAGUCCGGCUCCCCUCUCCCAAGAACGUUUGGUUGGAUCCCCUUUAUCAUCAAUCCUAGAAGACAGGCCAUAUAGGGGGAUAGUUUUUGUUUGUUUGUUUGUUUAAAUUAAAACUGGUCUUGUCACAAUA
Molecule: messenger RNA, 2080 nt
Organism: Peromyscus eremicus (cactus mouse)
Lineage: Eukaryota; Metazoa; Chordata; Mammalia; Rodentia; Cricetidae
Gene: Entpd8
Product: ectonucleoside triphosphate diphosphohydrolase 8
Exons: 9
Coding region: 22-1515 (497 amino acids)
Biological process (GO): nucleoside diphosphate catabolic process
Cellular component (GO): plasma membrane
Molecular function (GO): GDP phosphatase activity; UDP phosphatase activity
Source: RefSeq, a predicted model, not a curated record